AUGAAUGACUACCCCAUAUACCCGGACGCCUCCGACCACCCAGCCACCCCGCAGACCAUCGACCCUUCCUCCAGCACAAACUUCUCUGCCCCGACGCCCUCCAUCACGGCGACCUCCUUCUCGACUCCCGCCCUCACGCCCACCGACACCGUCAACCUGUCACAAGCUCGAAACCCGCCGACUGAAUCUCUCCAUCCUCCUCCGGAACAAUCCCAGCAGCAGCACCCGUCGGCCCUUGCCCGAGCCGGAUCCCAGGUGCUUGGACGAAGACGCAGGCAGUCUUCGGAUUACGAGGACGACGACCAGGAUUCCGACCACCGCCGAGACUCGGACGCUGCUUCGGGCCCCUCUGCCCCCAUAGGAUCGGUAUCAGAGCGGCGCUUUGGGAAGCGCAGACGACGCGACAGCAUGCUGGCGGACGGUGAUGGAACCUUAAACUCGAACGGCGCCUCCCGCAACGGCUCAAAGAGCCUAGCCAGGGGCGACGGGCACUCGAAUGGCGCCCGCAAGGAGGUCGUCGGCGGCGGGGCGGCGUUGUCACAGAACGGGAAGGAGGUCGCCAGGUCGCCCCGCGGUGGCACGUAUUUUGGUCAUGAUCGGGAGGAGGUCACGCGCAUACUGAUCCAGGCGCUUGAAGACAUGGGCUAUCACGAUGCGGCCGAGAGCGUGGGCCGAGACAGCGGCUACAGUCUCGAGGGCCAAACCGUGGCUGAGUUCCGUUCUGCCGUGCUCCGGGGGUCGUGGUCCGAGGCCGAGGAGCUACUGUUUGGCGCCGCGACGGCUACAUCGUCCGGCGGAAACGGCCAACCAACCCACCAAGGGAACGGCCUUGUCCUGGCGCCUGGCGCGGACAGGAACGUCAUGCGGUUCUGGCUGAGGCAACAAAAGUUUCUGGAGCUCCUGGAGCAGCGGGAAACGGGACGCGCGCUAAUGGUCCUGCGUAAUGAGCUCACGCCGCUGUACCAGGACACUUCCAAGCUCCACUUUCUCUCCAGCCUUCUCAUGUGCCAAUCACCCGAGGACCUGAAGCUCAAAGCCGAGUGGGAUGGCGCCCGUGGUCACUCGAGGGAGAUUCUGCUCACCGAGCUUUCCCACUGCAUCUCACCCGCCGUCAUGCUGCCCGAACACCGCCUUGCGGUUUUGUUGCAGCAGGUAAAGGACGGUCAGAUACUGAACUGUCUGUACCACACGACGGCCACCUCGCCCACGUUGUACUCGGACCACUAUUGUGAGAAGUCUCGAUUCCCGACCGAGGUGGUAAGGGAACUUGACCGGACGCCCGGCGAAAUAUGGCAACUCCGCUUCUCGCACGACGGGACACAGCUGGCGAGCUCAGGGUCUGACAGCUCCGUCGUUUUCUGGGACAUCUCGACAUUUGAGGUGCGACUCAAGCUGGAGGGUCACGACACUGGCGUGGGGGACUUCGCAUGGAGCCCGGACGAUACCAUGAUGGUUACAUGUGGAAGGGACGACUUUGCCCGUAUAUGGGACACACAAACCGGGUUACUUAUCAAGACGCUACCCAAGUUCAGCGAACCAGUGAGCAGUUGUGUCUGGUCCGCCGACGGCCAAACGAUGAUAAUCGGGUCCUUCGAUAAGGAGCGGCCUCUUUGCCAAUGGAACCUCGAGGGCGAAUGCGUCUACACGUACACGCGCAAACACCGGACCGAAGACUUGGUCAUGUCGAUGGAUGGACACUGGCUCGUGGCCAAGGCCCCAGAGCACAAGAUCUACAUAUACAACAUGCUAACUCGGGAGGCCGAGUACGAGUGGGAGUUCAAGGUCCAGCCGACGUCAAUCAGCAUCAGCCAGGACUCGCGGCUCCUGCUCGUGACCAACCGGGAGGGUGUGGUGCAGCUGUACGACCUGAUAUCCCGGGGCAGUCCUGUGCGGAGGUACACAGGAUGCACCAGCGGCAAUUACAUCAUUCGGAACGGCUUCGGCGGUGCCAAUGAGAGCUUCGUGAUUAGUGGGAGUGAAGACGGAAAGCUGGCCAUCUGGCACAAGGCGACGGGCCAUCUAGUCUCCAAGCUGGAGGCUCACUUGCCACGCUGCAAUGCUGUGUGUUGGAACCCAGCAGAUCCAUGCAUGUUCGCCUCGGGCGGCGAUGAUGGGAAGAUCAAGAUCUGGUCAAACUCGGACCACCGGUGCAGUAUGCGCUACGUGCCCAAGCUAGCCGCUUCAUCCAAUGGUGCUUCCCGCGACCCUGCUUGA
Messenger RNA from Gaeumannomyces tritici R3-111a-1, 2214 nucleotides. RefSeq lists its product as hypothetical. The record is from RefSeq and is a predicted model, not a curated record. Lineage: Eukaryota; Fungi; Ascomycota; Sordariomycetes; Magnaporthales; Magnaporthaceae. Gene Ontology annotation, molecular function: protein binding. Gene Ontology annotation, cellular component: GID complex. The transcript has 6 exons. The coding region runs from base 1 to 2214 and encodes 737 amino acids. Gene Ontology annotation, biological process: proteasome-mediated ubiquitin-dependent protein catabolic process.